UCUCACUUAUGGAGGCUCCUUCUACUUCUUGGCCUGUUUUAGUAUUGACAUGCCUAACUAUUAUUGUGAUCUUUGUCUCUAAAAUAGCCCCCUUCAAACGUCGCCUCCGACAAACAUCUCCUCCAGGUCCCAAACCUUGGCCUAUCAUUGGCAAUCUAAACCUUCUUGGGUCCCUCCCUCACCGAUCCCUUCACAAAUUGUCACAACAAUUCGGACCAAUCAUGCAGCUUAAGUUUGGGUCCUUUCCUGUGGUGGUUGCCUCGUCUCCCGAAAUGGCAAAGCAAUUCCUCAAGACACAUGAUCAAAUCUUUGCCUCUAGACCCCAACACGCUGCUGGGAGGUACACGAGUUUUAACUACGGCAAUCUCUUAUGGGCCCCUUACGGACCAUAUUUGCAGCGAGGUCGCAAAAUAUGUCUCUCUGAGCUACUUAGCUCAAAACGACUAGAGUCCUCUGAAUACAUUCGUUUUGAAGAAAGGCAUGACUUUGUUUCACGGCUAUUCGCAUUGUCUGGGAAACCAGUUAAGGUGAAUGACCACCUAUCACGCCUCAAUUUCAGUAUUAUGAGUAGAAUGAUAUUGGGUAAGAAGUAUUUUAGCGAAUCCCAGUUCAAAACUUCAAAGAUAACAUUCGAAGAAUUUGAAGAAAUGUUUAGCCAGUGGUUGUUGCUUAGUUCGGUAUUGAACAUUGGGGACUGGAUACCUUGGAUGAAGUUCCUAGACUUGCAGGGAUACGUGAAACGUAUGAAGGCUUUGGCGAAAAAGUUUGAUCGGUUCUAUGAUCUUGUUUUCGAUGAACACAUGGCCAGUAGAGAAGGAGUGAAACAAUUUGUGCCGAAGGACAUGGUGGAUGUUUUAUUGCAGCUAGUUGAUGAUCCUAGUGUGGAUGCUAAGCUCACCUAUGACCAAGUCAAGGGGCUCACUCAGGCUCUCCUAAUUGGAGGAACAGAUACAUCUAUGGUUACGAUGGAAUGGGCAAUGUCAGAACUCUUGAAGCAACCACACCUCAUCAUAAAGGCAAGAGAAGAGCUUGACAGGAUUGUUGGGAAAGACAGAUGGGUAGAAGAGAAAGACAUUGCACAACUUCCUUUCAUUGACGCAAUUAUGAAAGAAACAAUGAGGAAACACCCAGUGGCGGCAAUGCUUCCCGCACAUCUGGCUCUUGAAGAUUGUGACAUUGCUGGUUAUCAUAUUAGUAAAGGAACUAGAGUUGUCAUAAACACAUGGAGUAUUGGAAGAGACCCAUCAAUAUGGGAUGCACCUGAAGAGUUCCGCCCAGAAAGGUUCAUUGAAAAAGCCAUUGAUGUGAAGGGACAAGAUUUCACUCUAUUGCCAUUUGGAUCAGGGAGGAGGAUGUGUCCGGGAUACAGCCUUGGACUAAGGAUGACUAUGGCAACCUUGGCCAACAUGAUACAUGGAUUCGAGUGGAAAUUACCAGACAAUAUGAAACCAGAAGAUCUGGGCAUGGAGGAAUUUUAUGGUUUGGCAACAACUAGAAAGUUCCCUCUUGUUGUUGUCAUGGAACCCAGACUACCAUAUCAUCUUUAUUAACUUAUGGUCACUUGUUAGCUUGAAUUAUCCAUCUUAUAUCCUAGUAUUUUCGUAAUAAUUUCAAUAUUC
Molecule: messenger RNA, 1619 nt
Organism: Carya illinoinensis
Lineage: Eukaryota; Viridiplantae; Streptophyta; Magnoliopsida; Fagales; Juglandaceae
Product: trimethyltridecatetraene synthase-like
Exons: 2
Coding region: 9-1550 (513 amino acids)
Molecular function (GO): heme binding; monooxygenase activity; oxidoreductase activity, acting on paired donors, with incorporation or reduction of molecular oxygen
Source: RefSeq, a predicted model, not a curated record